AUGUCGGAGCCGCCCAAGAAGAAGAAGAAGGGCGGUGGAAGCGGGGCCAAGCAGACGCGCAUCGAGAACUACAGGGCGAAGCAGAGUGGGCUGCAGGCUGUGCGCGAUGGCAAGGCUUCAGUGUCAAUGCUUCCGCUGAAGAGCAAGUCGCCGGCAGUUCCAGAUCCAGCAGCAGAGGCGAAGGCGCCAGUGUCACCGGCACCGCCGAAGGCGCCAGUGGCAGCUCCAAAGGCGUCAGUGUCACCUCCGAAGGCUGCUGCUUCGUCUUCUGGGGCCUCGCCUGGGCCAGUGUCAGCGGCGGCUGCUGCGGUGCCGAUCUGCUGCCCGGCUGGUGGCUUUUGUCAAGUGGUUCUUUUUGUGUCCGCCUCCAGAGCGAAAGCGCCCAGUGUCAUCGUCAUCUUCGUCGAGAUCUUGGAGCGGACAAUUCCACUGGCCGUGAAAAGCAUCGCCACGGCGACGGCGAAAGCAGCAUCCGCUGCAACGGCCGCGGCUCAGGCGAGUGCUCACGAGGCAAAGUCUAAGGCGGCCGAAGCCAAAGCCAAGGCGAAGCAGCUUCAGAUCCAGCGGGAAACGCAGCGGGAGGCAUUGGCAAAGGCUGCAGUUUGGUCGGAGAUCCAGGGCUACGAGCUUGGCUUUGCAGAUGGCUCCAGGGUCACUUCCUCAUCGUCCAAGGAUGGCUCCAGCUGCAAACCUGCGAGCUCAGCUGCUUCCAGUGUCAUCCCGGCUCCGCCGAAAUCUGCUUCCAGUGUCAUCCCGGCUCCGCCGAAAUCUGCUUCCAGUGUCAGCCCGGCUCCGCCGAAAUCUGGUGACAGUGUCAAGGCCAAAGCCGUGAAAGCGACACCUGCAGCGGCCAAGAAGUCCUCGCCUGCCAAAGGCAGCCGCCGCUAG
Symbiodinium sp. CCMP2592 is the source of this 888-nucleotide messenger RNA. Lineage: Eukaryota; Dinophyceae; Suessiales; Symbiodiniaceae. The record is from the annotation of a GenBank genome assembly.